GGAGAGGCAGCAGCGGUUCCUCAUCACAGUCUGAGGAUAUAAAAGCCUGGGCCACUCCUUCUGCGCCCGCUGCACGGCUUCAGACAGCAGCUCACUUCAGACAGACAGAGUGAGCGAGUGUGUGUGAGUGAGUGAGUGAGUGUCUGAGAGAAUGGCGACGCUAGUUGGUCCAGUAGAAACUCCUGCACCCUUCGGAGGUGUCAGUUGCAUCAAGAACAUGGCAUCACCCACGGCCUCGACACAUCACUUCGACGAGAGCAAAUAUUACCUGCUGGUAGUCAUUGGGGAGCUGGUCACCGACGAGCAUCUGAAGUGUGCCAUUGCGGACAUUGAGAAAGGAAUUCGUUCAUGGGACACAAACCUGAUUGACUGUAACCUAGACCAGGAGCUGAAGCUUUUUGUUUCACGACACUCUGCCAGGUUUUCAGCCGACGUGAGAGGACAAAAGAGUCUGCAUCACAAAAGUAAUGUUUUGGAGACAGUAGUGCUCAUCAACCCUUCAGAUGAAACUGUUAGCACUGAGGUACGUGUUAUGGUCUCAGACAAAGCCCACCAUAAGCUGCUUCUCCUAGCAGGACAGUGUUUUGAAAAUACAGGCGAGCUGAUUCUCCAGUCAGGCUCCUUUUCUCUCUCCAAUUUCAUUGACAUUUUUACAGAUCAAGAGAUUGGAGAGCUUCUAAGCACCAUACAUCCAGCCAACAAAGCCAGUUUAACUCUUUUCUGUCCCGAACAUGGUGACUGGAAAAAUUCAAACCUGGAUAAACACAACUUGCAGGACUUCAUCCACAUGAAGCUAAACAACCCAACCAUCCUUCCAGAAAUGGAAGGUCUUUCUGAAUUCACAGAGUACUUGUCAGAAUCUGUAGAAAUCCCAUCCUCAUUUGAUAUGCUUGAACCCCCAACUUCAGGUGGGUUCCUAAAAUUAUCCAAACCAUGCUGUUAUAUUUUCCCUGGUGGACGGGGUGAUUCAGCACUGUUUGCAGUUAACGGCUUCAACAUGCUGAUUAACGGUGGAUCUGAUAGAAAAUCAUGUUUUUGGAAGCUGGUACGACAUCUGGACAGAGUGGAUUCUGUUCUCCUUACACACAUUGGAGAUGACAACCUUCCUGGUAUCAAUAGCAUGCUGCAGCGCAAAAUAGCUGAACUUGAGGAGGAACAGUCACAGGGAUCCACAGCUAACAGUGACUGGACAAAGAAUAUGAUCUCACCUGAUAUUGGGGUUAUGUUUGUCAACAUGCCCCAGAACCUAGAAAACCUUGAGCCAAACUACAGGAUUAGGAGAAAUGCUGAGGAGGCAUCUCUCACGCUGCAGUACCUAAACAAGCUGUCUUUAAAGCCUGAACCUCUGCAUAGGAAUACUGGAAAUACAGCAGAACCAAUUAUACUUUUCCAGAAAAUGGGGGUCGGAAAGCUUGAAAUGUAUGUUCUUAACCCAGCUGAGAAUAGCAAGGAGUUGCAGUACUUCCUGAAAGAAUGGACUGGUAGUGAUAAAGACAAAGCCGCCAUCUUGUUACCUAAUGGAAAAGAAUCAGAGCUUCCAAUCUCAUAUUUGUCUUCCAUCUCAUCACUGAUUGUGUGGCAUCCUGCUAACCCAUCAGAAAAAAUAAUCCGUGUUCUCUUUUCAGGCAAUUCCACUCAGAAUAAUAUUCUGGAAGGCCUAGAAAAACUUAAACACUUAGACUUCCUCAAACAUCCCUUGAUCACACAGAAGGAGCUUAAUUCAAAUUUAGCACCAUCACUGAAACAAGCUAAGAUGAAACACAAGACGGAUAGUAAAGAGAGUCUGAAGUCCACAUCAAAACCAUCCCCAAGCAAAAAUCUCCACAAAGAGUCCAAAGAAGAAUCUCUUGAAAAACUAAAAACCUUAAGUAAAACUGACACUGUGGAAGCUCAAGAGCCAACACAAAAAACAGAGAAGAAAGAAAAAACACUUGUAAAAAAAGUGAAAACAGGGGAUAAGGACAUUAAAAUCAAGACUGAACAACCACCCAAAAUCGACACUCCAGAGAAAAAGAAAGUUGACAUUAAACCAAAAACAAUAAAGAAAGAAACAAAGAAAUCAGUGGAAAAAAGUGAAGUUAGUAAAAAGGCUGAAAAACCCACACCCAAGAAAGAAGAAAAGGCCAAAAAAGAAGAGAUGGUGAAGAAAGAGGUGGUGAAGAAAGAGGAGGUCAAGAAGGAAAUUAAAAGACGAGACAUUAAGAAAGAUUCCUUAUUAAAGGAGAGCAGAAAGGAUGAAAAGAAAGAAACUCAAAAAGAUGAAAAAGAACCUAAGAAAGAUUUGAGGAAAGCCGGUAGCUUGAAAAAGAAUGCCCCUAGCACACCUGAGGUGAAAAAACCGGCACCUAAACCAAUGGUUGCAGCACGUGGCAAGGGCCCUGGUAGUCUCGUAAAAUCCAAAGAAAAGUCUAAGCCCAAACCCACCAAAAAAGAUGCUGGCAAAUCAAUGGAAGCACCUUCUGUCUCAAGUGCUACUGGUAAAGAACCUGCUGUUGAAACCAGUGUAACAGAUGCAGUUGCAGUUGUUGAGGAAGAGAGGUCACUGAUGUCUUCUCCAGAAGACCUCACUAAAGACUUUGAGGCUCUGAAAGCAGAGGAGAUUGUUGAAGAUGAUGAAAUCCUAUCACAGACCAAAAUAGAUGAUUCUGAUCAAGGAGAGUUGAUUAAGCAUGAAGAAAUAACUCCUUGCAAAGAGUCUCCAGAAGCAGCAGAGUCCCUGGAUGAAGGAAUAGCAACCACAGAAGCUGAGGAGGAAUGUGCUGGUACUCCAGGAGAUCUUGAACCAAAUCAAAAAAGCAAUGGUACCAGUGAAAAAUUUGAAGAUGAAGGAACAGGGUUGGAAGAGUCAUCUGAGAUUGGAGACUAUGAGGAAAAGGGAGAUACAGAGGAAGUGGAUGAGCAAGAUAGAGUAAUAUCUAAGUUAAAAGAUGACAGAGAGCAAGAAGAGCAGGAAACCAAGGAAGGAUCAGAUUAUGGUGCAGAAGAACCACAAUAUAGACAUGACAAAGAAACGGAGUUGCAGAGUUUUGUUGUAACCACACCACCAAAGGUCUCUGAACCAGUAUCUCCUGCUGUUUCUAUUCAUGAUGAAACCCUACCAACGGGUUCAGAAAGUGAGGUUGUCUCUGAUGAUGAAAAUCGAGAUGAGCCACCAGAAGAAUACACAACAUCUGGACACACUCAAUCUACAAUUGAGAUCUCAAGUGUCCCAACACCUAUGGAUGAAAUGUCUACUCCAAGAGAUGUAAUGAGUGAUGAGACAAUUAAUGAUGAAAGUGAUUCUCCCUCCCAAGAUUUAGUUAAGUACGGUAUGACUACAGAUUAUGAGAGAAAGAACCUUUCACCUCUCCAAGACCUACCUGAAUUAGAUCACUCCAAGAGCGAUGCCACUGAGGGUCAUGACUAUCAUGCAUCAGCUUCGACCAUUUCACCACCAUCUUCACUGGAGGAAGACAAAUCUGCCAAGGAGUUUUUAGCAAAAGACAAAUUCUCUUUUGAUUUAAACCAGUUCAGUGCUUCCACUACAACUUUGCCUUUUGUCAGGUCACCUUCUGUUGACCAAAAUGUGAAUGUUGACCAUGUUCAUGCAGGUGUAUCUUCACCAAUUGAACUGGGAACCACAUUAGCUGGGAUGUCAAAAGGAAUGGAAUCAUACAGUCCAGAUGAGAAAACCUUAGAGGGCCCUUUAUCUCCUCAGUCCUCAGGUCACACACCUUACUACCAAUCCCCAGUGGAGGAGAAAGCUGGCACUCUACCAUCAGACAAAACACCUGAGCCCCAGGGUCCUAUUAUUGUUGACAUCACAAGUGACAAGGAAUAUUCUCCCAGAGAAGCUAGUCCUAUUGAUGAAGCAGUACCUGUGUCACAAAUGGGAAAGAAGCAAUCACCAAGUUAUGAAGCACAUUUAUCAACCACUUUUGAGGUUGACCACAAGACCCCAAGCCAAACUGACAAUAAUGAUAAAAAGUUAGCAACUGAUGACAGCUCUUCAGUUACAUCUUUGCCACCAGCUAAAGUAGAAAGCCUUUCUGAUACAAAUCCUUUCACAACAUUUAAAGAGGACAGCAAAAUGUCCAUAUCUGAGGGGACCACAUCUGGCACUCCAGUUGAUGAAGUUGUUGCAGAGGACACAUUUUUUCAGAUUGCCUCUGCCUCAACAGCGUCAUUUGCAACAAGUUCUUUACCAGAACCUACAACAGAUCUCCAUGCUGAAGUUAGCUCCCCACAUUCCACAGAAGUGGAAGACUCUCUCUCUGUCUCUGUUGUUCAGACUCCGACCACAAUGCAAGAAGCAGAAGUUUCCCCAUCUAAGGAGGACAGUACCCGACCUAUGUCAAUCUCCCCUGAUGUUUCCCCUAAAACAGCAAAAUUGAGAAUGCCACAACAGGAAACAAAAUCCCCUGAGCAGUCAUUGUCAGUUGAGUGUAGACAAGAAUCCCCAGAACACUCAUUUGUAUUGGAUUUCAGCAAGAAGUCACCAGAUCAUCCAUUUGUAGGAGGAAUGCAGCAUACAGCCACUGAAAAUGGUCCAACAGAAGUUGAUUACAUCCCCUUGGAUGGAACCAAUCUCAUGGGAGAACAAUGCAGACCUAGGGAAGAUGGGGACAAGGCAGUGCUUUUCAGAGAGUCCGAUAGUACCCAGGUUGCUUCUGUUUCCCCAUCAGAUGCCUCUCUGUCCACCCCAUCAGUUACAACACCCUGCCAAAUUACAGAGCCAAGAGAAGUUUCUUCAAUUGUAGGACAUUUCUCAGAGUCUGUUACUCCAAAACAGUCACCCCACAAUCACUCUCCUUUAUCUCCUGACUCAUUGCUUGUUCUAGGCGUACCAAGCACCUCACAUGAAGGAACAGAUAAAGAUAAACCUAGUUCCAGCUCAUAUUAUGAAGAGACUGGUAUGGAUAAAAUAGAGGAUAGACUAAAUCUGGAGAAGACUCUUCCAAAGGCCAGGUCACCCUCAUCUCCUAUAGUGCCAUCUUGUUUUUCUCCAAAGACAGAAGAGCUUACACCUGGCUUAGGGACAAAUUGUGAUGGCGGGUCCAUAGGGCCAGAUACCUCAAAACAAAGCCCACCUGAGUCACGAUCAGAUGUGGAUUUGUGUUUGGUGACCUCCUGUGAAUACAGACAUCCAAAGACAGAGCUUUCUCCAUCCUUUAUAAACCCCAGUCCUCUUGAGUACUUCAUGAAUGAGGAACAUCCUUUGGAGGAGGAAAAGCCACUUGCUAGGUCUGGAGGAGGACCACCGCCACCUGGAGGGAAACAGCAAAGCAAGCAAUGUGAGGAAACUCCUCCAACUUCUGUAAGUGAAUCAGCGCCUUCUCAAACAGACUCAGAUGUUCCUCCUGGCACAGAGGAGUGCCCAUCAAUAACUGCAGAUGCAAAUAUUGACUCUGAGGAUGACUCAGAAACACUACCAACAGAUAGGACUGUCACUUAUCGUCAUGCAGACCCACCUCCAGUCAUGCCCAGAGACCCCGCUCCUGCCGCUCCACAUCCUGAUGUCUGCAUGGUGGAUCCUGAGGUCCUUAAGGCUGAAGAGGCAUCCCAAAAAGAUGAAAGAGGGAAGCCAAAAAAGAACAUCAGCAGCAAGACUAAGUCAUCUGCAACAAAGAGCUUGUCAAAAACAAGUGCAAUGAAAGAGUCUAAAGUGUCCUCUCCAAAAAAGACUACAGAAGAUAAAGAUGCCAAAAAUGCUACUAAUACCUCCGCAUCAAGGGGAGUGAAAAGCAGUACUUCAGGAAGCACUAAGUCCAGCAGUGGAACAUCAGUACCUAACUGUCCUCCAAUGUAUAUGGACCUAGUUUACAUACCAAAUCACUGCAAUGCCAAGAACGUGGAUGCUGAGUUCUUUAAACGGAUCCGAUCCUCCUACUAUGUAGUCAGUGGUAAUGAUCCAACAGCACAGGAGCCUAGUAAGGCAGUUCUGGAUGCUCUGCUGGAAGGAAAGAGCCAAUGGGGAAAUAAUAUGCAGGUUACACUGAUUCCAACCCAUGAUACAGAAGUUAUGAGGGAGUGGUACCAGGAAACCCAUGAGAAGCAGCAAGAUUUGAACAUCAUGGUUUUGGCAAGCAGCAGCACUGUGGUCAUGCAAGAUGAGUCUUUCCCUGCAUGUAAGAUAGAGCUGUGAUUAUCAUGAUCUAGAUGUGGUAGAGGUUGGAUGUUAGACAGCUAACAAAUGAAAAUCUUAGUGCACACAUUCACAAAAGCAAAUGUUUUGGAUCACAUUCCACAUACUCAAUAGAGGAAUCAGUGAAAUUGUCUAAUACUUUUUGAGGUCUCAGGUUGUGAAAAAAGGUUGGAUAGACACUGUUGACCACACAAAGACCAAUUUUUGUUUGAAUCAGACCUCCUUAACCCCACAAACAACCAGCAGAAGCUAAACUAAACUAAACAACUGACUAAAUGCACACAGGAGUCGGUGGAUGAACACUGUACUGAGCAGCUCCAAUAAAACUGAACAAACUACAAAUGUAUUUAUUUACAAACACAUAAAUGGAUCACUGAAAAAGAACUCCUUAUUUUAAUGUUUACACCAAAGUUUGAGGGAUUGUUUUAAUGCCUUAUUAAAUUAACCUGAAUGUACAACAAAUAUAAUGCACUUAUUAUAAGAACAAUUAAAUGGUAUGUAUGAUCCACAGUUAAAUAAAUAUAUCAUAGGAUGCAAAAGCUACAUUAAAGAUCAUAUUCCAGCUGCACUGAGUUGCAUAAAACAUGAAUGUGAAGCUUGCUACCUUUGCAAUUAAAUGCAAAAUAGAAUAUUUAAAAGACUCUCUUAAGAAAAAAAAAAUUAAUUAUAUGCCCAUUAUUAGUUGGAAAUUUCAUGAAUUUUACACCAGCCUUUUUAAUAGAGUAAAAUAUUAAAUGUUUGAACUCUUAAAAAAAAUGUUAUUUAUCAAUUUGUACUAGUUAAUAUUAGCAUUUAUUUAUGUUAAUGUUUUUAUCUGAGCAAUGCACUUGUUCUAUUUAUUUGCUUUACUUAAUGCCUAAAUUAUUUAUAACAGAAACAUUUGCAUUUUUGGCAUUCCUAUUAAGUUAAUCAUGAAAAGAGAUCUCUAAAAUGCAAAACUCUUGUCGAUUCAGUUGUCGAAGUUCAACAUUUGUGUUUUCUUCUCUAACUCCAAAUGGGGUUAAUUAUCCUUUUUAACUGAACAUUUCACUCAAUGUUGAGAGCUCUUCUGUAUGCACUGUUCAUCCAAAUCUUAUCCGUCUAAGAACUGUAUUUUCUUAGCUUGUCAAUGUUGCCAAGAAGAGCCAUCCAGAUUGUGGUACAUUGAAAGUUGAGCAACUGAAAACUUUCCUUUCCUUAGGAGUAUUUAAUAAAAUUUCACUGUACUAUAAUUAUAAAUAGUUUAGUGACGGAGUAAGUGGUGGGAUGAUAUGUGCAUGUGUAAUGUAUUAUCCUUGACAUUUCUCUGUGCUUUCUUUCACUAAGAGGGGAAACUCACUCUUUAGUGCCAACACAUCACUGCAAGGAUAUGACAAUUCAUGAUUGGAAAAUCGUGAACUUGGAUCUGGUUUCAUGUAUCUUAAUGUCACUUUAUUUAAUCAAUAACCAUACAGUCAUGAAAAUAUCAUCUCACUGAAAUAUAUUUGAUUCCUAUGACGCUAUCACAGGAUACAGAUUUUACAGUUUACCAGAAUCUACUUGACAAUACAGGAUUAUGUCACAGGUUGUGCUGCUACUGCUUGAAAUAUUUUAGUUACAACAUUAUAACCAACAACAUGUCAACAAAACAAACUACUGAGGAACUUGGUGCCAUUGUGGCCCAACUCUUUUCAACAGCUCAGUGUAAUAGUAAACUUGAUACAUUUAAUAACUCAGAACUGGACGCAUCUUAAUUACAUACUAACAGCAGCAAUGGUUAACAGACUCUUCUAGCCACAUGCUUCUGCAAAGUGCACUGUUGUUUAUCUGCAAGACAUCUAUUACUAAAUACAACACACACAUCCAGUCUAUCACUCCCCUCUUUGCUCUGAUCCUCUGUAACACUUCACUUUCUCUCAAAUCUUCACAACCCCUCUCGCUCACCUUGGGGUGCUAGUAAGAAUA
Carassius auratus (goldfish) is the source of this 8047-nucleotide messenger RNA. Its product is annotated as microtubule-associated protein 1B. The transcript is spliced from 7 exons. NCBI's taxonomy places the organism in Eukaryota, Metazoa, Chordata, Actinopteri, Cypriniformes, Cyprinidae. Gene Ontology annotation, biological process: dendrite development; regulation of microtubule depolymerization; axonogenesis. The record is from RefSeq and is a predicted model, not a curated record. Bases 152 to 6124 code for a protein of 1990 amino acids. Gene Ontology annotation, molecular function: microtubule binding; actin binding. Gene Ontology annotation, cellular component: cytosol; microtubule associated complex; dendrite.